Molecule: messenger RNA, 1278 nt
Organism: Ascoidea rubescens DSM 1968
Lineage: Eukaryota; Fungi; Ascomycota; Saccharomycetes; Ascoideales; Ascoideaceae
Exons: 2
Coding region: 1-1278 (425 amino acids)
Source: RefSeq, a predicted model, not a curated record
AUGAGAACUCCCAAAAAAAACGACAAUGUUAAUGGCGGAAAUAAAGAUGAAAGUCUUUCUAUUGGACUCAAUGGCUUGCUGGAUGGUAAUUUGUCUUAUUUAGUUCAAAAUCUGUCCACUCUGAAAGGAACCCCAAAAAGAACUUCAAAGAGAGCCCCAAAUGGAUUAACGCCGGAGAAAACGCUGAAGAGAAUCUCAAAAGGAACUCCAAAGGGAACGCCUAAGAGAUCAACUCCAAAAAGAGUAUCUAGUAAUUCACUAUUGGGAAAUCCAUUAAUAAAUCCUAAAAUUACAGAAUCAUCUCUAUUAUCGAUCUCAACCCCAAAAAAGAACUAUAGACAAUCAAAUUUAGACUCAUUAAUAAAUUCAUCCUCAAAAAAGAUUGAUAAUAACCAAAAUAUUGAAUUAGACCUAAAUCAGAAACAAACUGUCUCUAUAUUAAAUCAUGACAAUAACGACAAUGAUAACAGUGAAAUUGAUAAAGAAAAUAAUGAUAGUCAACAUGAAACAAUGACGGAAAAUGCUAUCAUCGAAUCUCAUAAACCAAAUAAACAAGAAAAAAAGUCAAAAAAUAUACUUAAAAGAAAAAGAAUCUCCAAAAAUGAACCCCGAAUUAAAAAACAUAACACUAAAAGACUCAAAAAAUCUUCUCCUUCCACUUCUUCUUUCAGAUCAAACCCUGAUUUAGAGAUUAAUCUUAAUAGAUUAAACAAAUUUUACAAUCCGAAUAAAUCUCCAAAUGAAAAAAUUACUUCAAUUGAUAUUCUAACUCAAAUUUUAAAUGAUUUUUUCUCUAAUAAUGAAAACUUUAAUAGUGAAUCUCCUUUAAAUCAGUCUUUAAUUAAAAACUUCUCAAAUAAUAUUCAAGAUCAUUUUAAUAAAUUAAAUGAUAAUAACUUAUUAAUUAACAACAAUUUACUAGUUAAUUUAAAAGAUUUAAAUAAAAGAAAAAAUUCAAUUAGACAACAAAUCUACGAUUUAAGAUUAAAACAUAAAAAGAUUCAACAAAAUGUUCAGCAUCUAAGAUCUCAAAAUUUGAAAAAAAGAAAUGAAUAUUUAAUUGAUAAAAAUUUAUCCAAAAAUUUGAACAAUUUAAGAGAAAAUUUUAACAAAAAUAAAAAUAAAAGUAAAAACAAUGAUAUUCAUGAUUCAAAUCAAAAGACCCUUUUUAAUGAUAUUAACGUGAAAAUUAUUCAUUUGAGUCAAAGAACAAACCCUCAUUUUGGGCUAAUCGAUAAAAUAAAAUUAUUAAACAAAAAACUUAAAAAAUACAUAUAA